Paramuricea clavata is the source of this 1323-nucleotide messenger RNA. NCBI's taxonomy places the organism in Eukaryota, Metazoa, Cnidaria, Anthozoa, Malacalcyonacea, Plexauridae. The record is from the annotation of a GenBank genome assembly.
AUGAUUCGUUCAAGCCUUGUCGCUAUGUUGGCAAUUUGCACAGUUUGCUCGUUCUGUGGCAAAGACUUCGUUACGCUGGGCCGUCAUUCAUGGCGUUGUAAAGAAAAAAUAAAUCAAGAUCGUCCUGCUAACACAGUCAAUCAAAAUAUGCCGGUUAUGCAUUCUCCUGUCAGAAUCUCAAACACCAACGACGUUAAGUGUUAUUGUGGUAAAUCAUGUAAAGGUACGCGGGGGCUUAAAAUGCACAAACGUAGUUGUCGUGUAAUACAUGGUUUAAAUGAUGAAUUGCUUACAGACCUUGAACAGCAAUCUACUGAGAACUCGACUGCGAAUACUUCUACUCAUUCUACAUUUGAGGAAAUUGAUGUAAUGGAAAAUAUUGCGAGCGAUCAGAAUUUUCCAGUGUUGAAGAAAGGGGUAAAGCUUCCCAAAAGCGACGCAGAAUGGUCAACGGCUGACAGCUAUUUCAAAUUUGAAUUGCGACUAAAUGCGCGAAUCAGAAUUGAAGAUCUAAGCUCAAGCGUUAGGCUAAUGAAUGAUAUUCUCUACAACUAUUUCGCUGAUUACUUCGGUUAUGUUGAGAAGAUGCCGGAUAAAGAGCUAGUGAAUAAGUAUAAAGAUCAAACAGUAAAAGCUUUAAAGAAAUGUUUAAAACAACUAAAGCUAUCGAACGCUGAUCCUCACGAAAUCAAAUAUGUAGCUCGCACAUUGCGUGAUAAGUUGCGUAAUGCUUGUCAAAUCAAUACAACUCAAAACCAAAACAAAACGUUCAAUCACGACAAUUACAUUAGUAGAAAUUUCUGGGGUUACGUUAAGAACGUCCUGAAUAAGAAUACUUGCCUACUUCCAUGCCUUCCAAUGUCAGAAUGCCUAAACUAUUUCAAGAAAACUCUAUGUUCAAUGAACCCAAACAAACUGUUUUGUAUUCCAAGCUGGAUUCGGAAGUUAUCCGAUCCUAUCGUAAACUUUGACCUUCAACCCCCAACAUAUCGCCAAGUUACAAAUAUUAUUCGCAGAAUGAAAGCUUCUGGAUCUGGUCCUCUAGAUCAACUUUCAAUCAUUUGCUUCAAACGUUGUCCUUUCUUGCGCACUUAUCUAACCGAAGUGAUUCGUAGCGUCUGGUCUUCGAAAUCUGUACCAGCUGAAUGGAAAAAAGCGUGUUCUAUUCUUAUCCACAAAAAAGGCAAUACACGUGACCCCUCCAAUUUCCGCCCAAUUACUCUAGAAACUAUACCACUAAAAGUGUUUACAUCUUGUCUCCGCAAUGCUAUGUUCUCGUUCCUAACUGCUAAUAACUUUAUUGAACAUCAGAUUCAAAAAUAA